Messenger RNA from Stereum hirsutum FP-91666 SS1, 1849 nucleotides. RefSeq names its product Pkinase-domain-containing protein. Lineage: Eukaryota; Fungi; Basidiomycota; Agaricomycetes; Russulales; Stereaceae. Gene Ontology annotation, biological process: protein phosphorylation. Gene Ontology annotation, cellular component: cytoplasm; nucleus. The transcript is spliced from 7 exons. Gene Ontology annotation, molecular function: cyclin-dependent protein serine/threonine kinase activity; ATP binding. Bases 291 to 1499 code for a protein of 402 amino acids. The record is from RefSeq and is a predicted model, not a curated record.
CCAAUCCAGAGCACAGUCCGUUUACUUCUUGAGUCUUUUGUGACCGAAUUUGGAACUAGGAUCUGAUAGCAUUGACCUUCCUCGUGGCAGACACUUCCCUAACCGAGUCACUUGUUCUCCAAACUCCGAAGGGUCUCGAAGGAUCCUGAUUGUUGUUGUACUGACAACCUAUAUCUUCGUCUCCUUCUGACCGCUAUCUUCCACCUUUCUGUUGGAGUACUCUUGUUUCUGAACGAAUCGGCAGAACCGACCAGGUCAUUUGGAAGUAGGAUCGAAUACGAGUGGCUACAAUGAAUUAUGUCCAGCUAGAGAAGCUAGGUGAAGGAACGUACGCCACAGUCUUCAAGGGCCGAUCGCGCACAACCAACGAAAUCGUCGCCCUCAAAGAGAUACAUCUCGAUGCUGAAGAGGGCACCCCUUCCACUGCUAUCCGUGAGAUCUCUCUCAUGAAGGAGCUCAAGCAUAUCAACGUCCUUCGGCUCCACGAUGUCAUCCACACCGAGACAAAGCUCGUCCUCAUUUUCGAAUAUUGCGAGCGCGACCUCAAAAAGUAUAUGGAUCAGAACGGAGACCACGGAGCGCUCGAUCCUAUGACUGUUAGAAGCUUCAUCUACCAGUUGCUGAUGGGGACGGCAUACUGUCACGAGAACCGAGUGCUGCAUCGAGAUUUGAAACCACAGAACUUACUGAUCAACCGGAAGGGAGAACUGAAGCUUGGUGAUUUUGGAUUGGCAAGGGCGUUCGGAGUCCCCGUCAAUACCUUCUCGAAUGAGGUGGUGACCUUGUGGUAUCGGGCUCCCGACGUUCUACUAGGCUCAAGAACAUACAGCACAUCCAUUGAUGUUUGGUCUUGCGGUUGCAUCUUUGCGGAGAUGAUAUCUGGAGUCCCUCUCUUCCGUGGCCGUGACGCACAGGAUCAGCUCGUGCACAUCAUGCGUAUCAUAGGAACACCAGAAGAUCGCACGUUGCGGAAGAUGGCUGCAGAGAACCCUGAUCUCCAAAUCAAACAAUAUCCACGAUACCCGAAGUUACCCUUCCAGCAAGUUCUUCCAAAGGCUUCCUUGCAAGCCUGUGACCUCCUCGACCGUCUCCUUCAGUUCGACCCCGCAAAGCGCAUCUCCGCAGCCGAAGCCAUUAAACAUCCUUACUUCACCACCAACUAUCAAGCCAUGGGCGCCGUACCCCCACAAAACGUACCCGCCGGCAUGGCACCACCUCCACAGCCUGUCUUACCCGUGCCCAACAUGGCCCCACCGCCGCCGUUCCAAUUUUCUGCCACCACGCAUGCGGCCCAGAAUAUGCCGCAUGUACACCCGCAACAACAGGUCUACGCAAAUGCGGGACAACAUCCACAACAACAACAGCAGCAGCAGAUGAUGCCGCAGAUGACUGGUCAUGCACAUACGGGGUCGCAGCAAAUGGCGCAUAUGCAGACGGCACAGGCGCAGGCGAUGGCUCAGGGUGCGUAUGGACAGUACCCAGCAGGGUACAACCGUUAAGCCCGAUUUUUCGAGCUCCUUCGCGGUAGACGAGUUGCUUGCCUCAUAUAUAAGUUUCCCACAAAGCUUCCUCGCCACCAUUACUUUCUAAACUAAACCACAACGUACUCUCCACCCAUCAAGUUUUCCCCCGUCCUCGGUCAUGCUCCCCUCUAUAUCAUUCCCAAUUUCGUUGCUCUCGCUUUAUCAUACACUGAUCUGCUUGUAUUAUCUACUGUUCUGUUUGGCUUUUCGUUGCUCACAGUCGAAGUCGCUGUCACGUAGUGUUUCUCUUUAGCUAACAAUAGGUGCUACGUUUUUGCUGUGUAUUUCUGAUCUAUGGAACCCAAUGAUAGUAUGCUGUACUUCCA